GUUUGUAUAACAUAGAACAGGUGUGUUGAACACCUCAUCAGUUUGUAUAACAUAGAAUAGGUGUGUUGAACACCUCGUCAGUUUGUAUAACAUAGAACAGGUGUGUUGUACACCUUGUUUUCCUUCCGUUCAAGUAUUGUUUUACUUCAAUAUCUAUUAGAUAUCUUACCUUUAUACGCCCAAACUGAUUCCAUAUAAAAAAAGCCAGUUUAAUGACUAUAAUGUAUAUUGUUGAUAGACAGAUGUGUAUAUUGUUGAUAGACAGAUGUGUAUAUUGUUUUUAGAGCUGGACCGAUGAGUAUUUGACCUGGAAUCCCGAUGAUUAUGGCGGACUUAAACAAACCUACGUAACGGGCUAUCAUAUCUGGACGCCGAAACUGAUGGGUUCGAAUACGAUUGGGCCUCAUUUCCUGGACAAUCUUUUGAAUUACGUCUAUCAGGUUUCCUCAGAUGGGGCGAUGACUGUGUCGCCGUCUGGUGUCAUAUCUGCUGUAUGUCAGAUGGAUCCUAAAAACUUCCCCUACGAUUGUCAGUCUUGUACUCUGCAAAUGAACUACGGUGAAAUCUCAGAUAAUUACAUCAAGUUAGAAAUCUCUAGUUACCACGAUAAAACUUAUGUAACUCAUGAAAGUAAAAUAUGGAGUGUGCUAUCCACAUCCUUGAAAAUUCCGGAUAGUAAUGCUGAUACGGUUUUUUAUUUUGAAAUUGUAAUGCGACGGAAACCUAACUACUAUCUAGUCAUCAUAGUGUUUCCUUCGAUCCUUCUAUCUUGUGUAACUCUGGCUGUAUACUAUAUCCCGGUGGAGGAAGGGGAGAGAAUCGGAUGCGGGAUGACGAUUCUACUAGCAUUUACUGUAUUUCUAAGUGAGAUGGCAGCACAUCUACCGGGAAACUCAGAAACCAUGCCAAUCAUCGGGUUGUAUUUCAUGAUGAUAAUGGCCAGUUCCGCUUUGGUAAUCAUAGACGCUAUUAUCAUGGCGAACCGUACACCAGUAUGUCCUAUUAACGAUGACGAAGAAGAUGAAGGGAAAACAGCCGUAAAACACAGCGGGCUGAUAGGUGUGAGGAAGAAACUCUGCAGAUUAAAUGCGUGGUCCUGUUGUCAUUAUAUUCUGGGAGGAGUAUGCUUUCUGAUCAUUGCAGUUGCUCAUAUUCUACUGUUUGCAAAAAGUCUUUCAGUAAGUUGCGAUUCUGAAGAUUCUUGAUAUCACAGUGUCCCGGUGUAGACAUGAAGUUAUGUUACCUGUUCAUUAUGUGAGAGUAUGUAUCCCGUUGUAGACACGAUGUCAUGAUGUCAGAGUGUCUCGGUGUAGACAUGAGGUUAUGUUACCCGUUCAUGAUGUGAAAGUUUCCUGGUGUAGACACGAGGUUAUGUUACCCGUUCAUGAUGUAAAAGUUUCCCGGUGUACACACGAGGUUAUGUUACCCGUUCAUGAUGUGAAAGUUUCCCGGUGUACACACGAGGUUAUGUUACCCGUUCGUGAUGUGAAAGUUUCCCGGUGUACACACGAGGUUAUGUUACCCGUUCGUGAUGUGAAAGUUUCCCGGUGUAGACAUGAGGUUAUGUUACCCGUUCGUGAUGUGAGAGUGUCUCGGUGUACAUACGGGGUUAUGUUACCCGUACAUGAUGUGAAAGUUUCCCGGUGUAGACACGAGGUUAUGUUACCCGUACAUGAUGUGAAAGUUUCCCGGUGUAGACAAGAGGUUAUGUUACCCGUACAUGAUGUGAAAGUUUCCCGGUGUAGACAUGAUGUUAUGUUACCCGUACAUGAUGUGAAAGUUUCCCGGUGUAGACACGAUGUUAUGUUACCCGUACAUGAUGUGACAGUGUCCCGGCGUAGACAAGAGGUUAUGUUACUCGUUCAUGAUGUGAAAGUGUCUCUGUUUAUACACGAGGUGUGUGCUAUCCCAUUAUGAUUUAUUAUAGAUAUGAUUUAUCGAAGCCUAACCCAGUAUGUAAAAUCUGUUAUUUGAAAUUUACAGUCUUAAUGCCACAAGGUAUAUGUUCGAGAUCACAUAUAUACAGGGUAUUAAAUGGGACUUGAUUGGAAUGUAAGGAUGUAAUAUAGUCUGUUUGAGCUGUGUAAAUUAAAUGUAUGAUAUAACAUGUGAUCCAUUUGCAAUCUGAUAACACAUGCAAGUCGGGAUAUUUAACCCGAUAUUUCCCGUUGAAAAAACUUUGCUUAUAAGAUAGACUACUAAUUUUCUGUAUAUAACAGCUUGGCGUUGUAGACUGGCGAGUGCCAUGACGCACCGCUGUACAUCUCUUUCGGGGCGAAUUGACAUGAGCCAACUUACUGUGUCCUGUCGGCUCGUCACAUAUAUUCACAACAGUAUCACUAUGUCGGCGUGGGCGGCGGCGUCCGCACAAUGGUUUCCGUGCGAUAAAUUGAUUUCCCCAUGGGCCAGUCAAAGAAACUUCAUACAGUGCUUCCUACCGAAAGUGCUUGCUUGGGAUUGCUUUUCAUGUUCAAAGGUCAAGGUCACUGUUACUAUUUCUAUUUAUAGAAAAUUGGUUUCCAUGCAAUAACUCGAGUUCCCUUGUGCCAGUCAAAGUCUUUGUAUAAUGCUUCCUUAUCUAAAACUGGUUCCUUGGGAUUGCUUUUCAGGUUUAAAGGUCAAAGGUCAAUGUCACUCUUACUAUAAAUAGAAAAUUUGUUUCCAUGUGAUAACUCGAGUUUUCCUUAGCCAAUCAGGCUCCAACUUCAUACAGUGCUUCCUUAUCAAAAGCGCUUGCUUAGAUUGCUUUUCAUGUUCGAAGGUCAUAGGUCAUUGCUACAAUAAAUAGAAAAUAGGGUUGCUUGCUAUAACCUGAGAUCCCUUGGGCCAAUCAAAUGCAAUCUUGAUGCAUUGUUUUCUUACAGGAAGUGCUUGCAUGCGAUUAAUGCUUUCAGGUUCGAUGUGCAAAGGUCAAAGGUCGAUGUCACUGUUACUAUUAAGUUCGAAGGUCAAGGUCAAUGUAAAUAAAUAGAAAAUCUACCCAGUUCCCUUUGGGCCAAUCAACCUAAAACUUCAUAUAGUGCUUACUGGUUUUUGCAUGAAAACCACUUAAAUUUUGCAUGAAACUUCUUUUGAUUUGCGGAGAUUGAAACAUCUUCAUAUUUGUACAUUGAAUAGCUUACUUUUAGUUAUAGUGAUGGCAAUGCACUAGACUUAGUGAGAAAACCCUGUUUCUCUUAAUGUCACAUGUUAUUAGCAUGUUUCUGUCUGACAAAUACAACAUGAUAUAAAGAGUAAUGUACUGUAUCAUUCGUUCAUUCAUUCAUUGCAUGGGAAUCCAUCCGGCAAAUCAUACAAAUUACACUUGGAAUAAAUAUAAUGAAUAUCCAAGUGUUUUAUUUUUUUUUUAAAUUCAUCUCCUAGAUUGCUUCGCAGGCGACACAUGCUCUUCCGUGGAAUUCUUGUUUAUUGGAAGUACAAGUAUUGUAGAUAUACCAAUACGUGAAUCAAA
Messenger RNA from Pecten maximus, 3451 nucleotides. RefSeq names its product acetylcholine receptor subunit beta-type unc-29-like. Gene Ontology annotation, biological process: regulation of membrane potential; signal transduction; monoatomic ion transmembrane transport. The transcript is spliced from 3 exons. The record is from RefSeq and is a predicted model, not a curated record. Gene Ontology annotation, molecular function: transmembrane signaling receptor activity; extracellular ligand-gated monoatomic ion channel activity; neurotransmitter receptor activity. Gene Ontology annotation, cellular component: membrane; synapse; neuron projection. Lineage: Eukaryota; Metazoa; Mollusca; Bivalvia; Pectinida; Pectinidae. Bases 381 to 1205 code for a protein of 274 amino acids.